UAAAGCUUUGAUUUUGGCUCAACAGCAGCUGUCUCAUGGCAAAGAGUUGUAUUUCACGGCUCCUGGUUGUUUUUCUGUCACUUGCAGUAUCUUUGGCAGCACCACCACCAGCCGUCUACAUCUUUGGGGAUUCGACUCUUGACGUCGGCACUAAUGACUUAAUACCCGAGUGCCAAGCAAGGGCGGAUGUCGCUUUCAACGGUAUCGAUUUCCCUUACUCGGAGCCGACGGGGAGGUUCAGCAAUGGCCUUAACACUGCUGAUGAAAUAGUGAUGCUGAUGGGUCUAAAGAGGAGUCCGCCACCUUUUCUUCGUCUUGUCCAGAAUAUGUCGACUUUCAAGAAGAAUAUACUCAACGGAGCUAACUUUGCCUCCGGUGGAUCCGGUAUUUUGAACACUACUGGAUCCACCGUGCAGAAAAGGGUCAUAUCUUUGGAGGAGCAGAUCCAACAAUUCUCAACCGUUCGUUCAAACAUCACAAACAUGACGGGCAGUGAUGCACAAACUGAUGCCAUUCUUUCCAAAGCAUUCUUUCUUAUAAGUAUUGGAAGCAAUGACAUCUUCGAGUACCUGCUUAACAUCACCGUACCACCAUCGAUGACCAUACCGGAGUUCAACGCCACAUUGGUAUCCACAUACGAAAAUCAUCUAAAGACUCUAUACGAGCUGGGCGCCCGAACAUUCGGUAUCUUAACGGUUCCACCAAUCGGGUGCACCCCAUUUGCUCGAGCUGUUUUCAGUACUCCAAUAUAUCAUAAAGACAGCUGCUUUUUACCGGCUCAGCAGUUUGCGCUGGCGUUCUAUACGGAGGCGGUGGCCUUACUAGAGAAGUUUAGCUCCCAAGUUCAGGACAUACAGUAUUCACUGGCGAAUACGUAUUUGAUGACCGACACUAUGAUGGAAGAUAUGUUCGCCUUUGGUUUCAAGGAUAUUUCAUCAGCUUGCUGCGGAAAUGGGACUUACCAAUGCAAUCAAACGGCCAGCGUUUGCUCGAAUCGCGACGAGUAUUUGUUUUGGGACAGGUUUCAUCCGACACAAAGAGCUUCGGAGUUGGCAGCCCUGACUCUAUUUGGUGCAUCGGAAUGGCUUGUGGCUCCCAUGAAUUUCAGUCAGUUGUUGGGGGUUAGCAUUUAGGAGCCAUCU
Molecule: messenger RNA, 1142 nt
Organism: Hibiscus syriacus
Lineage: Eukaryota; Viridiplantae; Streptophyta; Magnoliopsida; Malvales; Malvaceae
Product: GDSL esterase/lipase At5g55050-like
Exons: 5
Coding region: 36-1133 (365 amino acids)
Molecular function (GO): hydrolase activity, acting on ester bonds
Source: RefSeq, a predicted model, not a curated record